This is a messenger RNA of Cinara cedri, 750 nucleotides long. Lineage: Eukaryota; Metazoa; Arthropoda; Insecta; Hemiptera; Aphididae. The record is from the annotation of a GenBank genome assembly.
AUGUUCGAGCGGAGUACGUCGCAGAUAACAGAAGUGUGUUCCAACAAAAAUAACGUGGCAAAACAAUAUUUGAACAACAUAUGCAAAUGUCCGUCGGAAAACAGCAUUCCAUACGGGUCAAAAAAAAUCACGUCGUUCAAACCCGUGGGGUCGGACGAGAACGGACUUUCGCACGUUGUCAAGUCCGCGUUUAAACCGGCUGAGGCGACCCAGAACCCGAUUGUGCCCGGACCUCUACCGCUCCAAAGCGGAANGGCAAAACAAUAUUUGAACAACAUAUGCAAAUGUCCGUCGGAAAACAGCAUUCCGUACAGGUUUAAAAAGAUCACGUCGUUCAAACCCGUGGGGUCGGACGAGAACGAAUUUUUGCACGUUGUCAAGUCCGUGUUUAAACCGGUGGAGGCGGCCCAAAACCCAAUUGUGCUCGGACCUCUGCCGCUCCAAAGCGGAAUUCUGGAUUUCUGGCAUCAAACGACGAUGGGCCAACGUAAAGCGGCCUCCCGGUCGACUGCUGCCGGUGCGCCGACGGCGGUCGGCGAGAUGCAGCGGCCUCUCGUCAGUUCCGUAACCCCGUACGAGGGUUACUUGGCUGAAGAAGAAAUCACACACGAACAAGAUAUCGUCCGGAAACAUUUGCGGACAAACGAGUUACCCGUAAAACGGGCUUUGCCAAAAUUGGUCAAACUAAACGAUGACAUAAACAAAGUGGACGAAACAUUCGAAAUUCUUUUUAAAGAGUCCUCCAAAUAA